Rhizophagus irregularis DAOM 181602=DAOM 197198 is the source of this 307-nucleotide messenger RNA. NCBI's taxonomy places the organism in Eukaryota, Fungi, Glomeromycota, Glomeromycetes, Glomerales, Glomeraceae. The record is from RefSeq and is a predicted model, not a curated record.
AUGGUCUUUGUUAUUAUUUAGCAAUUGAAUCACUUAAUAAAGCUCCAAGUAGUUUCAUUCAAUUUAAAGCAGUUGAAAUUUUAUUACAUUUACAUAAUAUAGAUAGUAAAAUGUUUUCAAUGAUUGAGGAUGAUUUUGAUCAAUAUAUAAAAGAAUUAAAUGAAAAAAAAUCAUCAGAUUUUUCAGAAAAAUUUCAAAAUUUAUUAUUAUUUAUUAAAGAAAAAUAUCUUGAAGAUUUAAAAAUUUCAAAUGAAAAUAUUGGAAAAGAAAAGAAAGGAAAAGGAAAAGGAAAAAGUUUAAAUAAAAA